AAAAGCUGACGUGUUCACGGCGGGGUACAUCUCCAUCAGUGGAGGAGGUACACCUGUGCUGUCCCAACUCCUCUACUCCAAGUCCCCCGGAACACAAUUUGUAUGACUCAGUUGCGCGUACGUCCCAUCAAAAAGGGAGAGGCGACGAAGGGAGGGAAUUGGUAAUAGUUAAGUCGUAAUAGUCUUCCAACGAAUUACUUCAGUUAAGAAACUGCGUUCAACUUAAAAUAUAAUUAAACUCAAAUACGAAAUUGGAUUAUUAAUUGAUCGGAAUAAUGCUUGAAUGGUUUUCGUACGAUGUAUUUGACUAAGUGUCAUGAUGUCAACAUAACCUACCUGUUGGGUUUCAGCUAGUAAAAUAGUUUUUCUAAAACACCUAACAUAGGAGGCGUUUUGUUUCAACACUAUUGUAGAGGACGGGAAUAGUUAGCUCUAAAUCGUGAAGCCUAUUCAAAGGACAAGUGAUCGCCGAGUAGGCUAGUGGAUUUCCUUGAGAUAAUAAUUGCACAUAAGUCCAGCCACGGAGCCAUUUGAAUCCGGGAUGUAUCUGUGAGUAUUUCCCCGAUACGAAACUAUUUCGUUCGGACAAGGGGAGACGUUCAUGGAUUUUUUAAGUGGGACCCGCUAGGAUGGACGUGGUUGAUGAAACUGAAGCGUUACAGAGAUUUUUUGAAGGUCAUGAUAUUACCAGCUCUCUGGAGCCAGCUAACAUCGACACCAGUAUUCUGGAGGAGUACAUCAGCAAGGAGGACGACAGCACUGACAUCUGUUUUUCAGAGGUCCACAGCGCCCCAGUACCGAAUUACUCAUCCCCCCAGGCCGGAGUGACCACAUCUGGGGGGCUGGUGUGUGGCGUGAGCCCCCCCAUCCCAUUGCGCCAGGGAGCCCCUCCGCCUGGACCCACUCCCUGUCAGACCCCCUACCCCCCUCCUCCACCCCUGGGCCUGCUCCGACACAACUACCCCUGCCUGGGCCAGCAGCAGGGGCACGUCAAGCCGGAGCACAGGGGCCACUACGCCCCCGGGACACUACCUGAGUCUCCUCCAGACUCCAGCUCAGAGCCCUAUUCUCCCCAGCAAGUGAAUGACACGCACAUGCUCAGGACCAUGACGCCAGAAAACAUGUGUCACAUGACUCCCCCGCCACCCCUCCCCCCCCACGGGCACUAUCCCAGCAUGCACCGGGACAUGUACCUGAAGCCAGAGCCCAUGAUAUCGCAGUACCCCAUUGGCCCAGCCACGAGUGGGAGUGGCGACAUGCAGCAGAGUCAGAUGCUUCACCAGCUACUGCAGCACCCUCCAGGCCAGGAUGGCAUCCCAGCCCACCAGGCCAAGAAGAGGAAGCACUCAGACUCUCCCAACAGCACCCUCAAUGCCCAAAUCCUCACAGGUAUCAUCAAACAAGAACCAGGCCUGAUGCAGGAUGCAGAAAACAGCUACCUUGAUCCCAACUACCAGUGUAUAAAAUGGCAGCCCCACCAGCAGAACAAGUGGACUCCUCUGUAUGACUGCAACUGCAAAGAACUCCCGAUGCCCACCUAUCGCGUUGAUGCCGACAAGGGCUUUAACUUCUCCCUGGCGGAUGAUGCCUUCGUCUGCCAGAAGAAGAACCAUUUCCAGGUCACAGUGUACAUUGGCAUGCUGGGCGACCCCAAGUACAUCAAGACCAGCGAUGGCUUACAGCCAAUCGACUGCUUCUUUCUCAAACUCAACGGAGUCAAGCUGGAGGCCAUGAACCAGUCCAUCAACGUGGAGCAGUCUCAGUCUGACCGCAGCAAGAGGCCUUUCAAGCCUGUGCUGGUGACUGUGCCACCAGAACAAGUAACCAAGGUAACGGUAGGACGGUUACACUUUAGUGAGACCACGGCCAAUAACAUGAGGAAGAAGGGCAAGCCCAACCCUGACCAGAGGUACUUCAUGCUGGUGGUGGCGCUGCAGGCUCAGUCCCACAGUCAGAGCUUCACGGUGGCAGCUCAGGUGUCCGAGAGGAUCAUCGUCAGGGUAACCUCUGCGUCUAACCCAGGCCAGUUUGAGAGUGACAGUGAGGUCCUGUGGCAGCGAGGCCAGCUGCCAGACUCUGUCUACCAUCACGGCCGGGUGGGCAUCAAUACUGAUCGUCCAGAUGAGGCUAUGGUCAUCCACGGCAACCUCAAAGUUAUGGGUUCCCUGGUGCACCCUUCUGACAUCCGGGCCAAAGAGAACGUCCAGGAGGUGGACACCACUGACAAUUUGAAACGGAUCUCUCAGAUGAGGCUGGUUCAUUAUCAUUACAAGCCAGAGUUUGCAGCCAGCGUCGGCAUAGAGAACACUGCAGAGACUGGAGUGAUAGCCCAGGAGGUUCAACAGAUCCUCCCCGAGGCAGUGAAGGAGGGCGGGGACGUGGUCUUCGCCAACGGAGAGACCAUCCCCAAGCUGCUGGUGGUCAACAAGGAUCGUAUCUUCAUGGAGAACGUGGGGGCUGUGAAGGAGCUGUGUAAGCUCACAGACAACCUGGAGACCCGCAUAGACGAGCUGGAGCGCUGGAGCCGCAAGCUGGCUAAGCUUCGCCGCCUGGACAGCAUGAAGAGUACUGUGAGCGGAGGGACCGUCAGCCAAUCAGGAAGUCAGUUUAGCCGGACAGGAAGCGGACCACUGAAGAAGAAGAUGGUUAAACCAGACAGCAAGAGCCCUUCUCCAGAGCAAGGUUGCAUCAGCCACAGGUUCAUGCAGGGCACUAUCCUGGCACUGGUUAUCGUGAUGGCCUUCAGUGUGAUUUCCAUGUCCAUACUGUACGUGUUGACCCUGCACCACAGAGGGGAUGUCACUGAGAAAGACGGCUUUGUAUCCUCCUGUUCCCUCUACAUUUCCUGGAUGCCUAUCUUCACUGCUACUGUCACUCUCUGUCCCCCGGUCUGUCCGUGGUCCAGAGCUGCAUUGGGAUCCUCUCAUGAGAGUUCUUACGAGUCCACAACCUUCAGUCCACAAGACACAGUCCCUUCCUCUCCUUCCCUGUCAGAUCAUGGGGCCUGCUGCCCACCCACAACUGCCACAAACAACCAAUCAGCUACAGUUCUGUCCCCAAGUAACAACCAAUCCACAUCAGAUCUGGGCAGCAUGAUCCCUACACAAGGGACCAUUAACAAGAAGGCCAAGUCCCGCCUGAUGGAUAAAGAUGGUCGCAACAGGAACCGUCUGAGUCACACCUCGACUCCUCUGUACCUGGCCAAGGCUAAGAGACCUUCCCCCUCCGACCUGGGGGGAGCGGGGGCCACCAACCACCUGCCUCGGGGGCAGCAGCCCCCCCCACGCAGACAACGCAGCACACACACAGCAGGGGAGAGCUUUACUCCUUCUCUUGAUCUGCACAUCUUGGAAAACAACCAACAGAUAACAAUGCAGGCCUGUCAGUCUCCUGGAAGAUGCAGCUACAUUAUAUCACUUCUUGGAAACAAAAACUCUUCUUUGUCACAAAUAACUCUUCACAUGAGGUCCAGUGACAGCGUGUGGGUGCGUCAGUGUGGGGCCACUAAAGGCCGCUUGUGUCCUGACCACAGCGAAACAGAACUGUAUGGUGGACAGAGGAAAUCUUCCAAGGGGACAGACCACCUGUGGUCAGUACCAGUGCUCACCUUCCAGGACGUCACCUAUCACUUCCGUGUCUCUCAGUCUAGUGAAAUGAGCUGUGUCACAGAGGGGGAGAGUGAAGCUGCGACGUCAUAUUCCGACUACCAUUUUCUCAUCAAGAGCAGCUGUGUAUGAGAUGGGCGCAUGGGGAACACAGUAGCGUGCACUGUUCCUACUGACCAGGGCCCAAACACAACCCUUUUCUCCUCUACAGCUCCUCCACAUCCCUUCUCAGAAGGGGGGCAGAAAAAGUUGUUAAGGCUCUCUUGAACUUCAUUUUUAAAUAGGAACACAUAUAUAUACAGCUCUUCGUGAACAUCUCUUUCUAUAACUGGGUUCAUUGUAUCCCCGCUCUAUGGGUCUUGUUGAUUUUAUAGCACUGUCACUGAACAUGGCUUGCUUGGAUGCCAGUGGAAGUCAUUGAAAAUGACUGAUGAUCUAUCUUACUGCUAUUGUAAACAAAUAAUGUCCUGUGCCUUAUAACUCACUGUAAUGCUGAUCCCAGUAUGUUUGCCAUGUAUAACACAAACCAUUACUAGAUUUUUUGUAAAGUUUUAUUUGUUGGGAUUUUUUAUUAGAGUUGGGAAUGAACACAGGUUAAGGAAUAGUGUAGCAAUGUCCAUUCUACAUUAUUACAAUACAUUAUCCAUACAUUUAACUUUUGAUCUCUACACUGUAACUAUUCAUUAUUGACUGUAAACAGUCACUUUGGAUUCAACAUUUUAUACACUGGAAAUUGUCUCAGUUUCUAUUGAAAGUUAAUUAUAGGUCAUUGACUUAUCUCAGUUUUGCACACAGUCCAGUGUAUAAUAGAGAACAGUGUGUACCAGGCUGCUGUAAUCUAUGUCAAACUGAUUUACUCGCUGUCUUCAACAUUCAUUAUGGGGGCCACUCUUUGUGGGAGUGACCAACCCUAUAUAAAUUGUAACACAAACAGACUUGUGUGACUGCCAAACCACAAAGCAGAGAUUUCAAAGGCUACAUCAGUGUAAAUGUAUCUAAAAUGCAGCAGCCAUUAUAGGAGGCCGCCAUUUUGAAUACAUUAAAUCUUAGUAGUGAAUCCACUUAAAUUCAGACUCAGUGGCUGGUCAUAUAAGACUGAAUGUUUACUCAAAUGACUGGAAAUCAUGUGUAAACACUGGAUAUAACACUGGAUGCUCUCAGAUGCUGCCCACUGAGUUGCUCAUGUUUAACACUGACUAUAUUUCAAGAACACUGGAGAUUUAGUUAAUAAACUGUAUCUUGUCCAUAUGUUACUUAACAAAAGCAAAAGUGUACUGUAUGUGUACAUCAUAAACAUGUCAAGUGUCCAGUCAUUCCUUUCCAAAAUUCCAAAGUAAAUCAUCUCAAGGCCAAGGCAACACAUGGACUUUAAUUCUGUUCAUCUAACUUGUGCAGGCAUCUUUUUUGGGACCUGGUCUUAUGUACUUAUGGGUUUAAGCCAUGCACAAACUUCUGGCUCAUACACUCUGGAAUUUUAGCCUCACUAUUUGUUGCCUUGAAUCCUUUAACUCUCCUUUUGGACACCUCUACAAAGUACAUGCAGACUGCACACUUUCCCAACCACAUGUAUAACAUUUUCACAGGAAAAUACUGUAUUUUUUGUCUCUACUUCAACUUAUUUCCCUUUCUUCGCUAUCCACAGUCAGCUUCCAUAUGUUCCAUAAUUUGUGAUAAUUUAGUAUUUUUACAAAUUGCAUUAUUAUGAAGUGAUAGAGGAACAUUUGUCAUGAUGUUUUUUAAUUAUUAUUAUUAUGCCCCUUUUUGCAUUCAGAAUGCAAAUUACUUACUUAAAUGUUGUUUUUUGAAAUAUAGAAGUAGAGAAGGUAUUAGGAAAAUAUCAACCCAAAGUGAAUAUAUCUAAAAUGGCGAUAUAUGAAAACACUGUAUUAUACUUUCAAUAUGAAUUAUAAUUUUUUUCUUAACGUGUACUGUUUUAGCUUAUUUAUAAUGCACCAGCCAGCAUAGAGAAAACAGUUUAGCACUUCUAGUUUUGCACUGUAUAUAUGAACUGCUUUUGUUCUCUCCAGGGGAUCCAACUGGUUUCAAAUACUCUGGUAGGAAUGCAUUACAUUUGACUGUAUAGCUUCAUUUUGUAACAAUCGAUGCUCCUUAUUAUGUUGUUUAUUUUAUCACAUAAUUUUUACUGGUACUAUUGUUGUAUAAAUAAUAUGUUAACCUUGUUUUUGCAAUGAAAUUCUGUUCCAAUCAAAUGAACGAAUAGGCUUUCACUUUUGUCUUUUAGAAACACAUGCUUGCACACACACACACACAUGCAAACACACACACACAUAAUCACACACACACAUACUUUAUUUCAUCAAACCAUUGUUUGUCUAAUCACACCAAUCUGCAUAAAUAAAACAUUUCAGAAUACUAAAUAGCCUAUAUGAAUAUUUUAUCAAUUUGCCACCAUCCACACAUACAGUUACCUCGAUAAACUUACUAAAGCGUCCCUUUAACAAAAACCCCUUUAUACUUUAAUUAGGUGAUCAUAACAUAUAUUUGGUUGCCUAUUUGGUCUUGUUUAUUUGUGAAGAGCAUGUUGUCAUAAUAUGGGUGCAUGCAAUGAAUAAAAAGAGUGAUUCAAAUGAA
Messenger RNA from Osmerus eperlanus (European smelt), 6197 nucleotides. RefSeq names its product myelin regulatory factor (gene myrf). Gene Ontology annotation, cellular component: endoplasmic reticulum membrane; nucleus. Bases 630 to 3737 code for a protein of 1035 amino acids. Gene Ontology annotation, biological process: positive regulation of DNA-templated transcription; protein autoprocessing; central nervous system myelin maintenance. NCBI's taxonomy places the organism in Eukaryota, Metazoa, Chordata, Actinopteri, Osmeriformes, Osmeridae. The transcript is spliced from 27 exons. The record is from RefSeq and is a predicted model, not a curated record. Gene Ontology annotation, molecular function: DNA-binding transcription factor activity; sequence-specific DNA binding.